CCACCCCUCUCUUUUCGCUUUAGGGAAUUUCAAGCAGUGUCAAGAAGAAUCUUCCGCCAUUCUAUAUUUACGAUUUUUACCGAAUUGUUAUACGUUUUAUCCGUUUUCUUGCAGCCCGUCCAAAAAAGCGAGGAAUAAUGACAACAGUGAAUCCUGUGGUGAUAGCAGCUACGGCCAGACAUACAGCGACACUUAUAUUUUUCCAUGGAUUGGGUGAUACAGGUCAUGGUUGGGCUAGCUCAAUGGGAGCAGUAAGAUCUCCUCACAUUAAAGUUAUUUGUCCAACUGCGCCUACAAUGCCAGUAACAUUAAAUGCAGGAUUUAGAAUGCCUUCUUGGUUUGAUUUACGAUCAUUGGAACCAAGUGGGCCUGAAGAUGAAGAAGGUAUUCGCAGAGCUGCAGAAAUGGUACAUUCUUUAAUUGCAGAAGAAGUUGCAGCAGGAAUACCCACAAAACGUAUUGUUCUUGGAGGUUUUAGUCAGGGUGGUGCUCUUGCUAUAUAUAGUGCUCUUACAUUUCCAGAACCUUUAGCUGGUGUUAUAGCUUUAUCAGCUUGGCUUCCUUUGCAUCAAAAAUUCCCUGCUGAUGCAAUAGGAAAUAAAAAUACUCCACUACUACAAUGUCAUGGUGAUUGUGAUCCAAUAGUGCCAUACAGAUGGGGUCAAUUGACUGCAUCAGUUCUCAAACAAUUUAUGACACAAACAGAAUUCAAAACAUAUAGAGAGAUGAUGCAUGCAUCUUGUGACGAGGAAAUGCGCGACAUGAAGAAAUUCAUUGAAAAAGUUUUGAAGCCGUAAUAGUUUAACUAAAUAUAUUAAUAUUUUAAACAUUAAACUUAUUACUUUACUGUUCUUUAUUAAAAAUUAAUUACUUCCAACUUUUUCACUGUUACUUAAUUCUAGCGCUUGGUGAAGGAGUAAAAACAGCAGUAGGUGGAGUGCUGUAGGUGGAAAUGUUUCUAAUCUUAAAAAAAGAAAGCAGGCAGAAAUAGCAAUGAAUUUAUCAUUUGUGUAAAUUAUAUCUGAAUGAACUACUUCUGUUUUAUGAUACCAAAGUUACUAUUGUAAUAUUCCCAGUUUCUAAUUUUACAAAACGAAUUAACAAUCACAAGAUUCUUAUAUCUAAUUCUAAAUGCUUUAAUAUAUAUAAAAGAUAAUAUUAAGGUGUAGCAAAUUGUUUUAAAUGCAUUUUUUUUAUAGAAUUGUAACUUUUAAUUUGCAUUGUGCACUUUGUAUAAUAUUAAAUAAUUUUUAAAUUCACUUUCUAUCUUUCUGAUAGCAAAAAUUCAAUAGUUAUUUCUGGAUAAAGCUUCCUCUUCUUAAUGGAUAUAAUAAUAUCCAAUAGUUUAAUUUUAUUGCUUUUACAUUUAAUUAAAACGUUUAAAAGCCUCAAGUUAUAGAAGCAUUUAAAUAUUCUUUAUAAAAUUAAAUAUAUAUACAUAUAUUUAUUUAUGUUUCAUGUAAGUUAUAUAUAAUGUACAAAUACACUGCUAUUUAUGAAAUAAUAAUUUUUGUAGAAAUAUCUAGGGACAGUAAUAUGGCCAUGUAAUCUGUGAUUACAAAAUAUAAUUUUGAAAUCAGUGAACUCUGUAAUUUUUAGCAUGUGUAAGUGCUAGUCGUGAAGAAAUAUAUAUGUCAAAUAUGAUAACAUUGUGAACAUGUGUAUAGUGCAAAAGUACUAUCUUUAUAGGUCUCAUAUUUUAGGUUUACCGAAAUGGUACUAUUAAGAAUGAAAAGAAUUGCGAUUAUAAUCAGUUACAAAACAAGUAUUUAACUGAAAAGCAAUACUAGCUGUGUAAUAAAAAGUAAGGAUCAUAAUUUGUAACAUUUACUUGUAUUAUUAAAACAGAACGGAUCAUACUUGUUAAA
Messenger RNA from Bombus terrestris (buff-tailed bumblebee), 1868 nucleotides. RefSeq names its product acyl-protein thioesterase 2 (gene Apt1). NCBI's taxonomy places the organism in Eukaryota, Metazoa, Arthropoda, Insecta, Hymenoptera, Apidae. Gene Ontology annotation, cellular component: cytoplasm. Gene Ontology annotation, molecular function: palmitoyl-(protein) hydrolase activity; carboxylic ester hydrolase activity. The coding region runs from base 138 to 797 and encodes 219 amino acids. The transcript has 7 exons. The record is from RefSeq and is a predicted model, not a curated record. Gene Ontology annotation, biological process: protein depalmitoylation.